Molecule: messenger RNA, 399 nt
Organism: Cinara cedri
Lineage: Eukaryota; Metazoa; Arthropoda; Insecta; Hemiptera; Aphididae
Source: the annotation of a GenBank genome assembly
AUGGCAGAUGGUAAAUGUACUAAAAAUUUCCCUAAAGAUUUCACUAACGAUGCGAUCAUAAAUGUCGACGGAUAUCCAAUAUCUCAGUCAUUUCGUAUGAAUUCGCCAAAUCGAACUGAAUCUGAUUUAAUGAAUACUGAAAUGAAUCGUGAACUGCAAUACAGCACUGUAGAAAUGGCAGCGAUUGUUGCCCGCAAUGUCCCACUAAUGAAUGAGGAACAAAGAACCGUUUAUGAUCGCAUAAUGCUCACAGUUUCAGCUAGACAAGGUGGGUUCUUCUUUUUGGAUGCACCGGGUGGAACUGGCAAAACAUUCGUUAUUUCGCUAAUUCUUGCUGAAAUACGAUCAAAUAAUGGCAUCACAUUGACAAUUAUAAGUGGCAUGCUCUCGAGUGGGUAA